CACGAUAGACCUAUCUCACCUCUCGGUAGAAAAAACAGUGGACGAGAUCCAGAAUGAAAUUCUGAUUGCUCCAAUUUCCCAAGAAGACAUUAAGAAAGCGGUGUUCAGCAUAGGCAAAACUCAAGCCCCAGGCCCUGAUGGAUUUACGGCAGCUUUCUACCAAAACUAUUGGGAGCUAAUCAAUCAAGAUGUGAUUCAAGCAGUACUGGCUUUCUUCCACUCUGGGCAUUUACUAAGAUCCUUCAACCGUACUUGGAUAUCUUUGGUCCCCAAGGUUAACAACGUAAGAACCAUGAAAAACUUAAGACUAAUAAGUCUUUGCCAAGUGAUCUACAAAGUCAUAGCUAAAAUCUUAGCAGAUAGGUUGAGCAGAGUGCUUCCCAAGAUCAUUUCCCCAACACAGAACGGGUUCAUCAAAGGGCGCCAAAUCUCAGACAAUAUCCUAAUCAGCCAUGAAAUGGUCCAUCAUCUCAAAACUUCAAAAUCCAAGAAAAAAGGUGGAUGGCAGUGAAACUAGAUAUGGAGAAAGCUUACGAUCGAAUAGAGUGGCCGUUCUUGUUCGAAAUGAUGAGGAUUCUUGGUAUACAUCCUAGAUUCAUAUCUUGGGUAAAAGAGUGCGUCACUACAGUGUCAUAUUCGAUUCUUAUUAACGGCUCCCCAUCAGAGUACAUUAGACCUUCAAGAGGACUUAGACAAGGAGAUCCCCUAUCGUCUCUCCUUUUUGCCAUCUGUGCCGAAGGAUUUUCUAGCAUGAUAAGGAAAGCUACCUCAGUAGGAUACCUUGAGGGAGUCAGAAUCCGGCCUAGCUGUCCGGUAAUUUCCCAUCUUUUUUUCGUAGACGACUCAUACCUAUUCUUGUCAGCCUCACAGGAGUACUGUACGUCUCUCCUUUCCCUACUAUGGGCUUAUGAGGAGUUGAGUGGCCAACGAAUAAACCUAAAUAAAUCAGCUGUCCUUUUCAGCCACAACACAGACCCUUCUCAUGCUCAAAUUAUGGGUGCUCAAUUGGGUGUUGGAACCAUAGGAGAACACGACUCUUAUCUAGGUCUACCUGCCAUCCUAUCUAAAUCAAAAAGGGAUACAUUCCAGUUCAUGGAGGAGAAACUUAUCAAGAAGUUGCAAGGGUGGAAACAACGUUCCCUUUCGAAAGCAGGGAAAGACAUUCUUAUUAGAACAUCGGCCACUAAUAUACCAGUUUUAGGAAUGUCAUGUUUCAAGCUCCCCAAGGAAAACUGUAGACGAUUAAAUAGUCAUGUCGCAAAGUUUUGGUGGGGUACGGCUCAAAAUUUAGAUCACCCAAUCCACUGGUUGUCCUGGAAAAGCUUAGCCCACAGUAAGUUCCAUGGAGGUCUUGGAUUCAGGGACUUUGAAGCCUUCAAUCAAGCAUUGCUAGCCAAACAAUGUUGGCGAAUAUGGACUAAUCCAACGUCACUCCUUUCCCAGAUUUAUAAGGGUCGAUACUUUACCCAAUGUUCGGUGUUGGAAGCAUCGAUCGGGUCAAACCCUUCGUGGGGGUGGAGAAGUCUACUCUUUGGAAGAGAUCUGCUCCUUCAGGGAUUAAGAUGGCAGAUAGGCAAUGGACAAAGAACUCGGGCGUUCAUUGAUAACUGGGUUCCGGGGGAUAAACCCUUAAUCCCGAAUACACGACCCCACAUUCAAAAUGGAUCUCCUAUGGUAUCUUAUUUUAUAAAAGAAGGUCGAGGGGAAUGGGACGUUCCAAAACUUCAAAAUUGCUUUGAACCUCACUUUGUUGAGCUCAUAAGGAGAAUUCCUCUCCCACGUCUCUCGCAGCAAGACAUUAGAGUGUGGCACUAUUCCAAAGAUGGUAAAUAUACAGUCAAAUCGGGCUAUCACUUAGCUUUGGAAAGAAUAUUGACUCCAAGUCGAAAACCGAUAGUGCAAAUCAUUGACUCCCCUAUUUGGAAAAAGACUUGGAAUAUCCAAGUUCAUCCUAAACUCAAAUUCUUCAUAUGGCAAUGCCUCAAAGUCAUACUCCCCACAGUAGUAGCCCUUCAAUCUCGUGGAGUUAACUGUUCUAACCGAUGCCCUGUCUGCUGGAGACAUCGAGAAAGUAUCGAACAUUUAUUUUUCAGAUGCCCCCUAGCCAUCAGAUUGUGGUCUAUAGUGGGAUUGAGAAACUUUAUUGAGACCGCCCAGACUGUUAAUUUUAGUCUAUGGUGGCGACAUGUCAUGGUAUCUGAGACCUCCCCAUUCCACAUUCUCCAAUGCGUCUGUUUACUUUGGAGAAUCUGGAAGUCUAGAAAUGUGGUGACCUUUGAAUUUACCCAACCUCAUAUCCAUUCUUUAGCCAGACAGUUCUACAACCAGGUCCUCGAAUUUUCCAGUCUCCUUCCUCCCCCUCCUCCCCGCAGCUCCAACCUCCCAACCUUGUCCGCCUCUCCUUGGGUCCCUCCUCCUGAAGGCUUUUUGAAGAUCAACGUCGACGCAGCGGUUAGUGCCUCCGGAUGCUCGACUGGGCUUGUUAUCCGGGGCUCAGACGGGCAUGUGAGGUUGGCGAUCGGAUUGCGACAUCAAGGAAUAGUCAACCCUUAUUUGGCUGAGCUUCUUGCUUUCAGGGAUGCUAUCUCCUUUGUAGCCUCAAGAUCCUUGUCUCACGUGAUAGUUGAAGGUGACUCUGAAGUGGUUGUCAACCAAGUCCGUCAAGGCGUCUUAGAAGACUCGGUUGGAGGGUCGGUGCUUCGAGAGUGUCUCCAGUUUCUUAGCUCUUCUUCUGCUUGUAUAGAGUUUAGGGCGAUAUCUAGAUCCGCCAACAGUGCUGCCCAUAGAGUGGCGCGUAAAGCACUGCUUUUGUCUCUUGUAGAGCUAGAAUCUUUUGAUUUCUUGGGGGUAGCUUCAGAAGAGCCUUUUUGGGGUCCUGGGUAGAAUUGUAAGCUUAACUAUUAUCUCUCAUUGAUAUCACUCAGAAAUAAAAAAAAAAGACCCAA
Linum trigynum is the source of this 2945-nucleotide messenger RNA. Lineage: Eukaryota; Viridiplantae; Streptophyta; Magnoliopsida; Malpighiales; Linaceae. The record is from the annotation of a GenBank genome assembly.